Molecule: messenger RNA, 2211 nt
Organism: Pelmatolapia mariae (spotted tilapia)
Lineage: Eukaryota; Metazoa; Chordata; Actinopteri; Cichliformes; Cichlidae
Product: heat shock 70 kDa protein 12A-like
Exons: 7
Coding region: 1-2211 (736 amino acids)
Molecular function (GO): ATP-dependent protein folding chaperone; ATP binding
Source: RefSeq, a predicted model, not a curated record
AUGAGUGACUAUAUCAUAGCAAUAGACUUUGGCACUGCAUAUAGUGGAUAUGUCUUCAAUCUUACACCUAAACUUGAUCCCUAUUUAAGGAGGUGGGGAAAAGAACUUGGACUGGACACUGCAAAGACUCCAACCUGUGUUUUGUUCAGUGAAGACGAAGAAUUUCUGAAGUUUGGUUAUGAAGCCAAACAAGAGUAUAUCAGGAUGCGAGCAGAAGAAGCAAAGAAACACUACUUCUUUGAAAACUUCAAGAUGACUCUCUAUGACAAUAAACUUAACAGAGAUGUAAUGAUAAAAGGUGCAAAUGGGAAAUCAAUGAGGGCUUUCGUGGUGUUCUCAGAAGCUCUGAGAUACCUGAAGGAAGAUGCACUGAAAAUUAUUGCAGAGAAGACAGAGGGCAGGAAGUUCAUUGCCUCUGACUUCACCUGGGUGCUGACUGUACCCGCCAUCUGGGAUUCUUCAGCAAAGCAGUUCAUGAGAGAAGCUGCGAUUCAGGCAGGGAUCGUUACAGAAGAAACUCAACACAACCUGAUCAUUGCACUGGAACCAGAAGCAGCCUCAGUCUGGUGCAAGCAGCUGCAAGCUGAUGGCUUCAUUACCCAGAACCAUCAUGGAGGAUCACUAGAUCAGUCUCCAGGAACACAGUUCAUGGUGGUGGACUGUGGAGGUGGAACAAUUGACAUCACAGUUCAUGAAGUCCUGGAUGGAGGAGCCCUGAGGGAGCUGCACAAGGCCUCAGGAAAUGAUUUGGGAGGACAAACUGUGGACAGAAAAUUCAAAGAGUUCCUCAGAGAAAUCUUCAGUGGUGGUGUCUGGGAUGAAUAUGAAGCAAACUCUCCCACUGAGGUUCAGAAAAUGAUGUAUGAAUUUGUUUAUUUCAAACAGGUAGAUGAUGAUGUUCAGAUGUCCUGUCCAUUUAACCUGGGAACACUGGCUCAGAAAAAUCAGGAAAUAGAAAAGUUCUUUGAAUCAGUGCAAGGUGCUUCCUGGGAUGAGGGAGCAAUCAGAAUCUCCAGAGAGAGACUGAGGUCUUUCUUUGCUGAGAGUCUUGAGGGGAUUAAGAACAGCCUAGGAGUAAUCCUGGAGAAAGAUCUAAACAUCGAGUACAUUAUGUUAGUGGGGGGCUAUGCUGAAAGUCAAAUUCUACGUCAACACGUUAUUGAACAGUUUAGUGAUCAGUGUAAAGUUCUGUGUCCUUUUUGGCCCCAGGAAGCGAUCUUGAGGGGAGCUGUGAUGUUUGGAAAAUCCUUAGGGCUCGUGGCAUCUCGAAAAAGUCCAUUCACUUAUGGGGUUUCCGUUAUUGAGAGCUUUGAUGAGUCCAAACAUAAGAAGGAAAAGAAAAUUAUAGCUGAUGCAGGUGAGUUCUGUUGUGAUAUUUUCAAGAAAGUGGUGGAAGAAGGGGAAGAUGUUGGCUGGAAUGAAACCCGACAGCACAUCUUAUUCCCAGCUGAACCGUUUCAGAUGAGAGCGACCAUAACUUUUUAUUGCUCAGAAAGCAAAGAUCCAAAAUAUGUAGAUGAUGUUGGAGUUAAGAAAGUUGCUUCGUUUGACGUCAGAAUGCCUGCUACUUCAGGAGGAAUGAAUCGUAAAGUGAAACUAGAAAUCAAGUUUGGCUUCACAGAGAUAACAGCCACAGGCACUGACUUGGUGUCUGGGUUGAAACAGUCAGUCACCAUAGACUUCAUGAGCAAAGCACAAAGAUCUGUUAAAACCAUCCAGAAUACAGUGGUAGAAGAAAUGAAAGACAGAAUGCCCUCCACUUGGAUCACUGUCUCGGGGGUGCCUCCGUUUAUUCCCAAUGCGGCUUUGAAGCAAGAACUGAAGCGCUUUGGGAGAUUUGCCAGUGGCUUCCGGACAGUGAGUCUGGGCUUGCUGGGCGAGGCCGCCGUUGACACGGUUGGAGCUGUGCCUCCUGCGCGUGGUGAAACUGCCCUGUCUAAAGAGGACGCUGCACCCUCGGUGCGAGGUGAGGUCGGCUUUUCUCCCGCGGAGGCUGCGGCUUUGGUGUGGAGUGAAGUGAGUGAUUGCAUGACUACAACCAAGUCGAAAGAGAGGGUGGAGGCUGGACCUGCAGUCAGUACGGCACAGAAUGGGGAUGAAAUGGGGAGCUCUGAGUUGGGUGUAGAGUGUGUUGUUGCCUCGGGAGAAGGAGGGGUGCAGGAGCAGCAGAGCAGGACGCCUGCUGGUUGUUAUGGGAUUGAAGGUGGUUGA